AUGGCUGCAUUUGAGGAUUGCUGGUUUAUUUCUGUUCUCUUUACAGCUGAUAUAAUUUCAACAGUUGAAUUUAAUUACACUGGUGAUCUUCUUGCAACAGGAGACAAAGGUGGCAGAGUGGUUAUAUUUCAAAGGGAACAAGAGACUAAAAGCCGUCCUCUAGCUCGGGGAGAAUACAAUGUUUACAGUACCUUCCAGAGUCAUGAGCCUGAGUUUGACUACUUGAAAAGUCUAGAAAUUGAGGAAAAAAUUAAUAAAAUUAGGUGGUUACCACAACAGAAUGCUGCUCACUUCCUGCUGUCUACAAAUGAUAAAACUAUUAAACUAUGGAAAAUAAGUGAAAGGGAUAAACGAGCCGAAGGUUAUAACUUAAAAGAUGAAGAUGGAAGACUUAGGGAGCCUUUCCGAGUCACAGAACUACGGGUGCCAACACUGAAGCCCAUGGACCUGAUGGUGGAGGCCAGCCCUCGCAGGACCUUCGCCAAUGCGCACACCUACCACAUCAACUCCAUCUCUGUCAACAGCGACUACGCCACGUACCUGUCUGCCGACGACCUCCGCAUCAACCUCUGGCACCUGGAGGUCACCAACAGGAGCUUUAACAUCGUGGACAUCAAACUUCCUUCCUUCCUCUGGCAUUGGUUUCAUGUGGAACUGUGUGUUCUCUCUGCAGUUUUUGAGGAACCUGAAGAUCCUAGCAGCAGAUCAUUUUUUUCAGAAAUAAUAUCCUCGAUAUCUGAUGUGAAAUUCAGCCACAGCGGGCGAUACAUGAUGACAAGAGACUACCUGUCUGUCAAGGUGUGGGACCUCAACAUGGAGAACAGGCCCGUGGAGACCUACCAGGUGCACGAGUACCUGCGCAGCAAGCUGUGCUCCCUGUACGAGAACGACUGCAUCUUCGACAAGUUCGAGUGCUGCUGGAACGGCUCCGACAGUACAAUCAUGACUGGAUCUUACAACAACUUCUUCCGGACGUUUGAUCGGAACACGCGCCGGGACACCACCCUGGAGGCCUCCCGGGAGAGCAGCAAGCCUCGUGCCAUCCUAAAGCCACGCAAAGUGUGCACAACCGGCAAGAGGAAGAAGGAUGAAAUCACCGUCGACAGUCUGGACUUCAACAAGAAGAUUCUGCACACAGCAUGGCACCCCAUGGAGAACAUCAUCGCUGUAGCUGCCACCAAUAAUUUGUAUUUAUUCCAGGAAAAGGUUAACUAAGGAUGGCUGCCCGCGGACAGAGUCUCGUCUCACAUAGUUCAGCUCAGUUGUUUUUCUGUAACAGAAGGCCUUGUUGUCCUGUCAGUGAGGAACAUUGAUGCACUUACUUCCCUUGAGCUGUCGGAGAGCAUCUGGCCUGGCUUUGAGUUCCUGGCGUGGUUCUGCCUUCGGUGGGGUGGGAGCAUCCACGCGGCUUUCGGGGAGGACCCUCCGAGGCAGAAUUGGUGGACAGUGCUCAAUGAGGCCAACACUCAAAACAAAUGUAUUUAUUGAUGUCUGAGCCUUCCUUUCCAGUUUAUAGACCAAAAAGUUUAACACCUGAGAAGCAAAAGUUGUCACAAAAAUGUAAUUUCUCUCUCUCGCUCUCUCUGCUGUAAUAUUUGGGCCUUUCAGAACAUUUCUCGUGCUUGAUGCCUGUCCGUUCCUCCUCGGGCCCGGGCCAGGGCCUGACCUCGGAGCAGGGCUUGAGCUGGGGUCUAGGCAGGUGUCCAUGGCUAUUUACCUGUACCUAUAACCACACCUUCUGGUGGAAACCACUUAAUAAAUAACAGCCUAUCAAACGUGUUCUUAGAGCUGGAGGGAUGUAUUCAGUCUACUUUUUGUAUUGCAUGUCCUGAGCUGGUGCAGAACAGUUCUGGUGGCACCUCUGACAGGGUUUGCCCCAAAACACCAAGUUUUUGGCAGACUAAUCCAAACUUUUUUGUGUAGUAUUUCAGAUUCUGAAUUUAGAGUUUCCAUGGCAUUGUCAUAGAGUUGGAGUUGCACUGGAUUUGUUGUCAAAGGCUCUGUGUGUGCCAAGCAGGAGAUGGAAAGGGUCCUAGAAACAUCCACAGCCUUAACCAAGUGUCGGCCUUGCACGGAGGGAACCGAAACGUGGACACCUUCUCUGCCCUGAGGGUAAGCGUGCGGCUUCCUGGUGCAUCUCACCCUCAGGCAGAGACACACCUGACGUGCGUUAUGGUUUUUAACCUUUUUAGUAUUUGUCACAAAGGGAACAGUUUAUUUUAAGUAUCUGGCGUGGAAUCUUGCAUUUCCCACUGCAGUUCAAGAGCCACUCCGGGCUGGGCUGCCCAGGGAGGCCCCGGCUGGCGGGCCAGCAGCUGCUGGAGCUCUCUUGCUCACUUGUUUUAAGCCUUAGGUACUGUUUCUUUCUUUGUUUUUUUUUUCUUCCAAAGAGGCCUAAAUCGCAUCCCCUUCCCCCGGAUGAGCCCGGGGCCGUGUCCAGCAGCCCCCAGCAGCCAGAGGCUGCACUCUGCCAGGUGCCUGCAGCCCGGGAACUCCUUCCCAGAGCCCCAAGCUUUCCCCCAGCCAGCCCCAAGUGGUUACACUCCGUUUUCCCUGGAACGAAGGCGUGUUCCAGUCCCAAGAGCAAACCGUGGCCGUCCCGCCCUCCCGGUACCGCCCCCCGAGCCGCUGGGUCCCCGGAAGGUGGGAAGGACAAAGCCCGAGGUUCUCCCGGGAAAGGCUCGGUCCAGCCGCUCCUGUGCUGUUCGUUGGUUGUGACACUUUGGAGAUGUGGAACUGGGGGGUCGCUGAAGCGUUGAUCCGACCGCGUUCCCAACGCCCGCUCGAGCCGAUCCGUGGGGUUGUACAUAAUUGUUCAGUUCUUUUGACCAAAAAGUUUAAUAAAUUUUAAAUGUUUA
Molecule: messenger RNA, 2858 nt
Organism: Onychostruthus taczanowskii (white-rumped snowfinch)
Lineage: Eukaryota; Metazoa; Chordata; Aves; Passeriformes; Passeridae
Gene: PPP2R2D
Product: protein phosphatase 2 regulatory subunit Bdelta
Exons: 9
Coding region: 1-1215 (404 amino acids)
Biological process (GO): peptidyl-serine dephosphorylation
Cellular component (GO): protein phosphatase type 2A complex; cytosol
Molecular function (GO): protein phosphatase regulator activity; protein binding
Source: RefSeq, a predicted model, not a curated record